ACCGAUUGAAUGCAAAGAUACAGCAGGUAAAAAUCCAACAAAUGUGAACGGGGAAUCCAUUGCGUUUCGCUGCCCCUUAUAUUUUGAAUCGCACGUCAAACCUGCGACCCAGUUCCUGAACCAGUCACGCGGUAUGACCGUCAUGCGAGGCUUCGAACGUCAUCAUUUUUGGCUCCUCCCCUAAAUGAAGCAGGCCUCGAUAGGCGCUUCGUGGACACGCCCCCUCCAUUACUCGACACACGCUUCGAAACCUCGGCACGUCUCGUAGCAUCACUACUGAGGAGAGAGACUCGCACAGCGGUUAGUAAAACAUGCUGAGCGAGGAGUUCCCGCAGGGCCUUGACCUAACCAAGGCAAACUGGACCCUGCGUGUUGUCACUGACAAGAGCAAAACCGAGGGCAUCGAGGUGAAGAAAGACACGGAGAGAAUGGACCAGAUUAAAGCCAUUAAAAAGUCCUGGGAAACGGCUGAGCCAGGACGCGCUGCCAAGGUAACCCAGAAGUUCUUUUCAACUUAAUUGUCACAGCCACAGCCUUAAGCUGUGGCAGUGCUCUCUCCUCCUCUGGCCCUGCUCUCUCCCUCUUCCAGGUGUGUGGAGGCUGGUGGCAGGUGUGGUGCAUCAGCUAAUCAGCUGACUGUGCAGGAGGAAGUCGGCGUUUCAUUCACUCCGGCUCUCCCAUAAAACCCGACGCCACUCGUCCCUUGAUGCUGGACUAUCUUCUAUCCUCCAUGUUGACUUCUGCCUGCCUAUGGGUCUCUGAUCUUCCUGGUUCCAUCGUGGUUGCCUGUCUCUCGGUUCCUCUGUGGAUUCUGCUCCGUCUGAAGGAUUCACCUGUCACCUGCCCUCCCCUGAAAGAGCAUACUUACCGGAUCACCUGGAAAGCUCUGGGCUGUCGGAUGUCAUUCCACCUGCUCAGCCACACCCCCACUGCCUGGACUGCAGAGAGCCUGUCCUCUUCCAAUACUGGACAAUUCCCCUGUCGUUGUCAGGCUUUAGAGUGUCGUCUCAAGUUUCUCAACCGAGUCCAGCAUAAAGCCACUGAUGGAGCUGCUGCCGACGAAAGCAAAGAACCGGCUGCAGAUCCAGAUACCUCUCUGUCCAUCUGAUCAGAAACUGAGUGACACCACCAGCUCCUGUCCUCACAUGGACUUCAGUCACCUCAUCAGACGCCAGAAGGAUUUGCCAGUGCUGAUGGACUCACAGAGGGAGCGCUUAGAAGAGAUCCAGGCCUACCGGCUGCUGCAAGGCAAUGUGCUGGAGCAACGUAAACAGCAAGCACUGAAGAGGAAGGAGCUAAUAAGACUUCAGAAGGAGAUGUAUGAGAACAUCAAGCACCGGGAUCAGAAAUUACUUGAUUCUUACAAAGCAUUUUGUAGCAGUCACAUGGUGGCCAUGAAAAAGGAAGAAGAGAAAGAAGCUCAGGAGGAGGCCGGAGCAGCAGAUUAGUAGGCUUUAAUGUGUGUUAAAGUGCAAUUUAUCUGCAGUUUAGUUUAGUGCUUAGAAUGGAUUGUGAUUUUAUGAUAUGCAUUGUGGACAAUAAAUAUUA
Messenger RNA from Amphiprion ocellaris (clown anemonefish), 1548 nucleotides. Its product is annotated as adenosine 5'-monophosphoramidase HINT3-like. The coding region runs from base 1044 to 1448 and encodes 134 amino acids. Gene Ontology annotation, molecular function: catalytic activity. NCBI's taxonomy places the organism in Eukaryota, Metazoa, Chordata, Actinopteri, Pomacentridae. The transcript is spliced from 6 exons. The record is from RefSeq and is a predicted model, not a curated record.